AUGAAAUCUUCGUUCCACCAAUUCACGGUGCACCGCGAUACAAUCCCUUUGAACGCAUUCGUGACGUCUUCCGGACUUUUCGAGUGGUUGAAGAUGCCUCAAGGCAGUUCGGCUGCCCUUAGGUGGUUUUGCAACGUUGUCAACGAAGUCAUCAAAAAUUUCCGCGGUGUUGCAUCGUACUUGGAUGAUUUGAUCGUCUUUGAUGACACCCCUGCUACUCAUGUUGGUACCAUGCACGCCCUCUUUGAACGCUUGCGUACGCACAACUUGAAACUCACGCCUCCGAAAGCUACUAUUGGCGCUUCUAAGGCAGACUUCCUCGGACACACCAUCUCCCCUGACGGCGUUAGGCUGAACGGUGCCAAGGUUUCGGCCCUCACCAAACUGCCUAUGCCCAAGGAUGUCAAGCAACUCUGUUCCCUUCUCGGUGGUCUCAGCUACUACCGUAAGUUCCUCCCCAACAUGGCUUAACGCAUUCGACCUCUGACUACUCUACUCGAGAAGCAGGAGAAGUUUAUGUUCACCCCUUCCAUGGAGCAAGCCGUUCGCGUUUUAUUAACUGAGUUGGCCAAUCCUCCUGUUUUGGUUUAUCCAGAUUGGGAUGCCGUUUCAGACGGCUCGCGACCUUUUCAUCUUUUCUGUGAUGCUAGUCGCGAUGGGUUUGGUGGGACUCUCGAACAAGAACAGCCAGAUGGUUCAAUUCGCC
Ectocarpus sp. CCAP 1310/34 is the source of this 706-nucleotide messenger RNA. The record is from the annotation of a GenBank genome assembly. Lineage: Eukaryota; Phaeophyceae; Ectocarpales; Ectocarpaceae.